AUGUACCUGGGAAACAUUUUCCUCUCUUUCUUGGCCCUUGGUGGCCUUGCUGCCGGUAUCCCAAGCCCCAGUGGCAACAACGUCCACGAUAUUGAAGACAGGGACAUCGAUGAUGGCCUACACGGCAUCGACCCCCGCGCAGCCGACCUGGACAAGCGCACCUACAGGUCAUGCUGCCCCCGCGACACCUAUCUGGACGACAAGUACAGUUGUGUCUGCAAGGACAAGAACAAGAUCUUUGACUCCAAGACGGGCACCUGCGCCUGUCCCGAGGGACAGAAGUGGGAUGGCCGUCAGUGCCGAGCAGAUUGUGGCUGGGAAGCCUACUACGAUAACGGCCAGAAGGCCUGCGUGUGCAAGAAACAGGGCCAGGUGUACAACCCGGACGGAAUGACCUGCGCCUGCCCCGACGGCAAGACGUGGAAGAACCACCAGUGCCAGUACGACUGCGGCAAGGAGGCCGAGUAUAACGAGCACGAGAAUGUCUGCAAGUGCAAGAAGCAGGGCCAGGUCUUUGACCCUGCCACCAAGGUCUGCGCCUGUCCUGACGGACAGAGGUGGGAUGGCCAUCAGUGCCGAGCCGGAUGUGGCAAGGAUGCCUACUACGAUAACGGCCAGAAGGCCUGCGUGUGCAAGAAGCAGGGCCAGGUGUACAACCCGGACGGCAUGACUUGCGCCUGCCCCGACGGCAAGAUGUGGAAGAACCACCAGUGCCAGUACGAGUGCGGCAAGGAUGCUUUCUACGACGAGGAGCAGAAGGCCUGCAUGUGCAACAAGGAGGGCCAGGUCUACGAUACCACCGGCAAGAGUUGCGCCUGCCCCGACGGCAAAAUGUGGAACGGCCACGAGUGCUACGUCGACUGCGGCAGGGGUGCCAAGUAUAAUGAGCAUGAGGACGUCUGCGAGUGCAGGAAGCAGGGCCAGGUCUACGACCCUGCCAACAAGGGCUGCGCCUGCCCCGACGGCAAGAUGUGGGAUGGACGCAAAUGCGGGAAUGGGCGUUCCUAG
Molecule: messenger RNA, 1008 nt
Organism: Emericellopsis cladophorae
Lineage: Eukaryota; Fungi; Ascomycota; Sordariomycetes; Hypocreales; Bionectriaceae
Exons: 1
Coding region: 1-1008 (335 amino acids)
Source: RefSeq, a predicted model, not a curated record